Messenger RNA from Entamoeba invadens IP1, 612 nucleotides. RefSeq lists its product as hypothetical. The transcript is spliced from 2 exons. The record is from RefSeq and is a predicted model, not a curated record. Gene Ontology annotation, biological process: peptidyl-histidine methylation, to form tele-methylhistidine. NCBI's taxonomy places the organism in Eukaryota, Evosea, Mastigamoebida, Endamoebidae. Bases 1 to 612 code for a protein of 203 amino acids. Gene Ontology annotation, molecular function: protein-L-histidine N-tele-methyltransferase activity.
AUGGAUACUGAGUUAUACCCAUCCAAUCCGCCUCAAGUGAAAAAGAUCAAACAGUCAGUUGUUCAGACGAUUCAAGCUGGAGUUUAUGAAGGUGGGUUUCAGAUUUGGGAAGGUGGUGAUGAUUUAUACAAUCACAUUGCUACAACCCUCCCAAAAUUUUCAAACAAGCGGGUGAUGGAGUUGGGGUGUGGUCAGGCUCUCCCUUCCAUUUUACUCAAACUCAAUGGUGCGACAGUUGAUGUUUCCGACUACAAUAAGGAAGUCAUCGACCUCACUAAGCUCAAUUUCCAAGCAAAUGGGCUUUCCCUUGAAACUACCAAGUUUUACACCGGCGACUGGGACUUACUUCCAACCUCCGACUAUGACUUUGUGAUCGGUGCUGAUGUCACAUACAACCCGGAGAACCACACAAAGUUAGCGCAUGCAAUCAACAGAUUACUGUCUCCACACGGCGAAGCAAUUAUAGCCACAAAAGUGAUCUAUCCAGGUAACAAUGGCUUGAUCUCCGAUUUCAACGCUGUGAUGACUUCACUUGGUUUCACAUAUUCAUACACCCAAGUCAACUCUUCUGGGGUCGUUCGACUCAUUGUGACAUACAAAAGACAUAACUAA